AUGUCGUCGUCCAACCCUCGCGGGGCCGUCGUCGUCUCCCCCCACGACAUCUGGAAGAAGCUCGAAGCCUACCUCCUGCGGCUGCCCGUUCUCACGCGCAUCGUCAUGCUGCUGAUCGCCGCGUUCCACUUCGCGGCCACCUUCGGCCUGCCAAUGGCCGAGUAUUUUGCGCUGAGCCCGGGGAAGAUGGACUUGGGGCAGAUGCACCGACUCAACACUUACCCCCUCGUCCACCUGGGCCUGCUCCACGCGAUCUUUAACCUCCUCGCGCUCACCCCGCUCCUUGAGCGCUUCGAGCGCGAGUGCGGAACCCUCAAGACUCUCCUCCUCAUCCUCGGGCCGCUCGUAACCUUCCCCGGCUUCCUCUACCUCGGCAUUGAGAUGUUCCUGCUCAACGGCAACACCACCGUCGCCGGCGCCAGCGCCCUCGUGUUCACGCUCAUGGCCAUCGAGUCCGUCAAGACGUACGGCUUCCAGCCAUACUACAUCAUCGCCGGCUACGAGUUCCCGUCCUACUUCACGCCCGUCUUCUGGAUGGUGCUCAUGGCGUUCCUGAUGCCGGGAUCAUCCCUGCUGGGACACUUUUGUGGGCUGGUGAUUGGUUAUGCUUAUGCGUGCCGAUACCUCCGCCUGCUGGAGCCCUCAGAAUGGCUGAUGGGCAAGGUGGAGCAGAAGCUCUCGUUCAUCUUCAGCAGGGUGCCACACUAUGUGGCGCUGGAUAGGCGCGCGGAGCUGGGCUACUGGGAGUUUAUGCCGAUGGCGGGCAGCUUCAGGAGCGCCAGGGGUGCGGUGCCGACGGCGGCGGCGGCGCAGAGCGAUAUGGAGGAUGGGUUUGCGGGGCCCGGGAUCAGGCUGGGGAGUUAA
Morchella importuna is the source of this 864-nucleotide messenger RNA. RefSeq lists its product as uncharacterized. The record is from RefSeq and is a predicted model, not a curated record. Gene Ontology annotation, molecular function: serine-type endopeptidase activity. Lineage: Eukaryota; Fungi; Ascomycota; Pezizomycetes; Pezizales; Morchellaceae. Gene Ontology annotation, cellular component: membrane. Bases 1 to 864 code for a protein of 287 amino acids. The transcript is spliced from 4 exons.